This is a messenger RNA of Pelodiscus sinensis (Chinese soft-shelled turtle), 3174 nucleotides long. The record is from RefSeq and is a predicted model, not a curated record. NCBI's taxonomy places the organism in Eukaryota, Metazoa, Chordata, Testudines, Trionychidae.
AGCUGGGCGCCAGGACGCCUGGGUUCUCUCCUGCUCACCCUGUGUCGUUGGUUGGCAGAGGGCCCCGGGGCGGUGGACUCGGCUCUCCGGUAUCUCGCCUCCCUCUUCCCUCGCCAGCUCUUCGAGGAUGCGCUGCCCCCUCUCGUCUUGAAGCACCAGCUCUACAGCCUGGUGAAGGACCGCACGGCCGUGGACAGGCACCUGAGCCGGCUGAAGGAUGAGGGGCUGGUCCGGCUCUUCCAGCUCGGAUUCGACACGGAGGCCUUCGGGGUGGUGUUCGCUCAGGACUACGUGGCCAAGGUGCUGCAGUCCGUGGAGGGGAAGGAGCAGGCCGGGACGGUGCGCAGGUUCCUGCAGACGGCUUUCACCUCCUGUGCCGACGUCAGCUACGAGAAGGGCCGCAUGCUGAGGGACUUCGGCUUCCAGGACCACGACAUCACGCUGCUGGUCAGCGCGGGAGUCCUGACCGUCCGGGACGCCGGCAGCUGGUGGCUUGCGGUGCCCGGAGCCGGGCGCUUCGUUAAAUGCUUCAUCAAAGGGCGCAAGGCCGUGCAGGCCAUGAUCCAGAAAGCCAAGUACAAGGAGGUUUUGCUGUCGGACCUACAGAGCCGCCGGGCUCCCCGGGCCGUGAAACUGGGGCUGCCCUAUCACAUCCACGACCUCAUCGGGGCCCAGCUGGUCGACUGCGUCCCCAGCACCUCCGGGACCCUGCUGGGGGGCUGUGCAGGCGCGCCGGGUGAGGCUGGACCUAGCUGGGCUCACGGCCUCUCUCCGUGUCCCCCAGCGUCCCCAGCACCUCCGGGACCCUGCUGGGGGGCUGUGCAGGCGCGCCGGGUGAGGCUGGACCUAGCUGGGCUCACGGCCUCUCUCCGUGUCCCCCAGCGUCCCCAGCACCUCCGGGACCCUGCUGGGGGGCUGUGCAGGCGCGCCGGGUGAGGCUGGACCUAGCUGGGCUCACGGCCUCUCUCCGUGUCCCCCAGCGUCCCCAGCACCUCCGGGACCCUGCUGGGGGGCUGUGCAGGCGCGCCGGGUGAGGCUGGACCUAGCUGGGCUCACGGCCUCUCUCCGUGUCCCCCAGCGUCCCCAGCACCUCCGGGACCCUGCUGGGGGGCUGUGCAGGCGCGCCGGGUGAGGCUGGACCUAGCUGGGCUCACGGCCUCUCUCCGUGUCCCCCAGCGUCCCCAGCACCUCCGGGACCCUGCUGGGGGGCUGUGCAGGCGCGCCGGGUGAGGCUGGACCUAGCUGGGCUCACGGCCUCUCUCCGUGUCCCCCAGCGUCCCCAGCACCUCCGGGACCCUGCUGGGGGGCUGUGCAGGCGCGCCGGGUGAGGCUGGACCUAGCUGGGCUCACGGCCUCUCUCCGUGUCCCCCAGCGUCCCCAGCACCUCCGGGACCCUGCUGGGGGGCUGUGCAGGCGCGCCGGGUGAGGCUGGACCUAGCUGGGCUCACGGCCUCUCUCCGUGUCCCCCAGCGUCCCCAGCACCUCCGGGACCCUGCUGGGGGGCUGUGCAGGCGCGCCGGGUGAGGCUGGACCUAGCUGGGCUCACGGCCUCUCUCCGUGUCCCCCAGCGUCCCCAGCACCUCCGGGACCCUGCUGGGGGGCUGUGCAGGCGCGCCGGGUGAGGCUGGACCUAGCUGGGCUCACGGCCUCUCUCCGUGUCCCCCAGCGUCCCCAGCACCUCCGGGACCCUGCUGGGGGGCUGUGCAGGCGCGCCGGGUGAGGCUGGACCUAGCUGGGCUCACGGCCUCUCUCCGUGUCCCCCAGCGUCCCCAGCACCUCCGGGACCCUGCUGGGGGGCUGUGCAGGCGCGCCGGGUGAGGCUGGACCUAGCUGGGCUCACGGCCUCUCUCCGUGUCCCCCAGCGUCCCCAGCACCUCCGGGACCCUGCUGGGGGGCUGUGCAGGCGCGCCGGGUGAGGCUGGACCUAGCUGGGCUCACGGCCUCUCUCCGUGUCCCCCAGCGUCCCCAGCACCUCCGGGACCCUGCUGGGGGGCUGUGCAGGCGCGCCGGGUGAGGCUGGACCUAGCUGGGCUCACGGCCUCUCUCCGUGUCCCCCAGCGUCCCCAGCACCUCCGGGACCCUGCUGGGGGGCUGUGCAGGCGCGCCGGGUGAGGCUGGACCUAGCUGGGCUCACGGCCUCUCUCCGUGUCCCCCAGCGUCCCCAGCACCUCCGGGACCCUGCUGGGGGGCUGUGCAGGCGCGCCGGGUGAGGCUGGACCUAGCUGGGCUCACGGCCUCUCUCCGUGUCCCCCAGCGUCCCCAGCACCUCCGGGACCCUGCUGGGGGGCUGUGCAGGCGCGCCGGGUGAGGCUGGACCUAGCUGGGCUCACGGCCUCUCUCCGUGUCCCCCAGCGUCCCCAGCACCUCCGGGACCCUGCUGGGGGGCUGUGCAGGCGCGCCGGGUGAGGCUGGACCUAGCUGGGCUCACGGCCUCUCUCCGUGUCCCCCAGCGUCCCCAGCACCUCCGGGACCCUGCUGGGGGGCUGUGCAGGCGCGCCGGGUGAGGCUGGACCUAGCUGGGCUCACGGCCUCUCUCCGUGUCCCCCAGCGUCCCCAGCACCUCCGGGACCCUGCUGGGGGGCUGUGCAGGCGCGCCGGGUGAGGCUGGACCUAGCUGGGCUCACGGCCUCUCUCCGUGUCCCCCAGCGUCCCCAGCACCUCCGGGACCCUGCUGGGGGGCUGUGCAGGCGCGCCGGGUGAGGCUGGACCUAGCUGGGCUCACGGCCUCUCUCCGUGUCCCCCAGCGUCCCCAGCACCUCCGGGACCCUGCUGGGGGGCUGUGCAGGCGCGCCGGGUGAGGCUGGACCUAGCUGGGCUCACGGCCUCUCUCCGUGUCCCCCAGCGUCCCCAGCACCUCCGGGACCCUGCUGGGGGGCUGUGCAGGCGCGCCGGGUGAGGCUGGACCUAGCUGGGCUCACGGCCUCUCUCCGUGUCCCCCAGCGUCCCCAGCACCUCCGGGACCCUGCUGGGGGGCUGUGCAGGCGCGCCGGGUGAGGCUGGACCUAGCUGGGCUCACGGCCUCUCUCCGUGUCCCCCAGCGUCCCCAGCACCUCCGGGACCCUGCUGGGGGGCUGUGCAGGCGCGCCGGGUGAGGCUGGACCUAGCUGGGCUCACGGCCUCUCUCCGUGUCCCCCAGCGUCCCCAGCACCUCCGGGACCCUGCUGGGGGGCUGUG